AUGGCGGCGCGGCGGGCUCCAAGCGGAGGAGCGGGCGCUGCCGGCCGGGGCUGGCUGGUGCUGCUGCCGCCGCUGCUGCUGGCGCUGCUGCCGGCGCGGCCGGCGGAGGCCCUGAUGGAGGGGCUCUACUGCGGCACGCGGGACUGCUACGAGGUGCUGGGCGUGAGCCGCGCGGCGGGCAAGGCGGAGAUCGCGCGGGCCUACCGCCAGCUGGCCCGGCGCUACCACCCCGACCGCUACCGGCCCGAGCCCGGCGACGAGGACCCCGGGCGGACGCUGCAGAGCGCCGAGGAGGCCUUCCUGCUGGUGGCCACCGCCUACGAGACUCUCAAGGAUGAAGAAACACGGAAGGAUUAUGACUACAUGCUGGAUCACCCAGAAGAGUACUACAGCCAUUACUACCAGUAUUAUAGCAGGCGCCUGGCCCCCCCAGUGGACGUCAGAGUGGUGAUUCUGGUCAGCGUGUGUGCUAUUUCACUGUUUCAGUUUUUCAGUUGGUGGAAUAGCUACGAUAAGGCAAUCAACUACCUAGCCACAGUGCCCAAGUACCGUAUCCAAGCCACGGAGAUUGCCAAGCAGCAGGGAUUGCUCAAAAAAGCCAAAGAGAGGGGCAGAAACAAAAAGUCCAAAGAGGAAAUUCGUGAUGAAGAGGAGAACAUCAUAAAGAACAUUAUAAAAAGUAAAAUAGAUAUAAAAGGGGGCUAUCAGAAACCCCAGAUACGUGACCUUCUCCUAUUUCAAAUUCUCUUAGCCCCUUUUCACGUGUGCUCAUAUAUAGUGUGGUAUUGCCAGUGGAUCUAUAAUUUUAACAUCAAAGGCAAAGAAUAUGGAGAGGAAGAAAGGCUGUAUAUAAUACGUAAGUUUAUGAAGAUGUCAAAGUCUCAGUUUGAUAGUCUAGAAGAUCAUCAGAAAGAAACUUUUCUUAAACGGGAACUCUGGAUAAAGGAGAAUUAUGAGGUCUACAAACAAGAACAAGAAGAAGAACUAAAGAAAAAAUUAGCAAAUGACCCUAGAUGGAAGAGAUACAGGCGAUGGAUGAAGAAUGAAGGGCCGGGCCGGCUGACAUUUGCAGAUGAUUGAAGAGUGCUGAAAUGCUACUAUGCCAAACCUUAAUUGUAAUAUUAUUUUCAUAACUAAAUUAUUUUAGAAAUUUAUGAACUGCUCUUCAGCAGUAACUAAAAUUCCUGAAGUAUUUGAUUAAACAAAAUGAUGGAGAAUUGUAAAUGUUCCCUUAAAUCUUUAUACAUAAAACAUUUAUGAUUGUUCAAUUUUUAUAAACUAUUUGUGGAUUUUGUUAAAAAUUUGACAUGAAGAUUUAUUAGUUGCCAUUUAAGAACUUUAUAUGUUUAGGGCCUCCCCUGGUGGCGCAGUGGUUGAGCGCUGGGCUGCAUGGCUGCCCGCAGCCUCUGCAGCGACGAUUCGUUCCCCGGCCACCGGCGAGGGUCCCACAAAAAAAAAAAAAAAAAAAGAACUUUAUAUGUUUAGCUAAAAGAUUUGACAUGAAAAUUUAUUGGAUACCAUUUGAAAUUUUUGUGUUAAGUGUUUAUUCUUCAAGUGUUUCCUUUUUAUUUGUUAUAGUGUUACAUUUUUCUGCUUUCAUGGCCUCUUAUAUUCUCACAAAGCAUAAAAAAAUUCAACAGCAUAUAAUUACAUUAUUGUGAGUGUCUUUCCAGACACAGAAUUCUUCACCAAAAUGAUUCAGCUAUCAUGUCAUCUUCAUUACAGUCAUUCUAGGAUUGAAUUGUUCAAAAUAUCUCUCUAGGAGAGUCUUCUGCUAGAACCUCUAUGUACUCUCCCCUUCGCCCCCCGCUCCAGUCAUAAUGUUCUUAAUAAGAUCAGAAACUCUCCAGGAGAGUGAAUCUACCUUUGUGUCCUUGUAGGAUGAUCUUGAUUACAGUCAUUAUAGGACUAUAAUUGUAUUCUCAAAUAUUUCUCCAGAAGAGACCUUGUGAAAGGGUCUUCUGUACCAUAUUGCUCCCCACCCUUCAAUUAAAAAGACAGAUAUAGUGUUCAGAAAAGUUGUUCAUGUUAUGAAGUCCUUGAGCAGUGAAAAAUUCAUUGUACAUGGGUGCAUUUACAUGCAUUUGAACCAGAAAGAAAAAGUGCAUGACUGUGUGCUGUUCUUUUCAACAGUGAAGUAUAAAUGUUUUAUACGUGUGGAAGUGAAAGUAAUUCAGACAUAAUUUGACUGAAGCAGGUGUAAUACUAUACCAAAGUAUAGUACUACACAUUCAUGGUAGUGAAUCAAUACUCUUGUUAAAGGAUUUAUCCUAUUGCUUCAUAUUAAUAAAGUGAUUGCCAUAUGUCAUAAGUUUGUUGGUAUGACACUUUAAAUCAGAUUAAUA
This is a messenger RNA of Talpa occidentalis (Iberian mole), 2345 nucleotides long. RefSeq names its product DnaJ heat shock protein family (Hsp40) member C25 (gene DNAJC25). NCBI's taxonomy places the organism in Eukaryota, Metazoa, Chordata, Mammalia, Eulipotyphla, Talpidae. Bases 1 to 1080 code for a protein of 359 amino acids. Gene Ontology annotation, cellular component: endoplasmic reticulum membrane. Gene Ontology annotation, biological process: protein folding. The transcript is spliced from 4 exons. The record is from RefSeq and is a predicted model, not a curated record.